Molecule: messenger RNA, 885 nt
Organism: Patiria miniata (bat star)
Lineage: Eukaryota; Metazoa; Echinodermata; Asteroidea; Valvatida; Asterinidae
Exons: 1
Coding region: 1-885 (294 amino acids)
Biological process (GO): DNA recombination; DNA integration
Molecular function (GO): DNA binding
Source: RefSeq, a predicted model, not a curated record
AUGCUGCGGAUACACGGCAAUGGUAUCGAAAACAUGUGCCCUGUUCAGGCUAUGGAAAAAUAUCUUGUACGCAGGCCAGCUGCCAAAGGCCCCCUCUUCUGCCACGCAAAUGGGGCGCCAUUAACACAGUACCAAUUCGGGGCGGUACUAAGAAGGGUCUUACACCACGCUGGAGUCCCCCCACUACAGCACGGGACGCACUCAUUCCGAAUAGGCGCAGCGACAACUGCGGCGUUAAUACAUCCGCAAAUAGAGCAUACAACUAAGAUAGCAAAACUGGCUCAAAAAUCCUGUGUAUUCCUUCCAGCUAAUUGCAGAGGAAAUGUCUGGGUGGUCGGCGACAGUCUCGUUCGGAGAGCAAAUGAGAGAGCCAGCUCCACAGGAAAGCAGAAUUUGGGACUGUCUCAAUCAGUAGUGACAUGGAUGGGAAAAGGCGGAGCAACUCUCCAGGACUUUCCGAGCGAGCUCCAACGACGAACGCGUCGUAGUUUGCCCCCAGAUAUGAUUAUAAUUCACUUAGGGUCGAACGACUUGGGUAAAUGUCCUGCCAAAGAAUGCCGCCAAGCGAUCGAAACAGCAAUUAGAUCCUCAAGGGAGAUGUUUCCACAGGCGCAUCUCACUUGGUCGGCAAUAUUACCAAGGUUGUUUUAUUAUGGAUAUGAGCGUUGCACGUCACAAGUAAAGAUAGAGAAUGUCCGCAAAUCGUUGAAUAAGUACGCCAAAAGAAGAGUACUGCGGAUCGCUAAUGCAUCCUUUAUCAGCCAUAGUUUCGCCACUCACGAACACAGGUACUUCAGGCGCGACGGUGUCCAUCUAUCAGAUGCCGGUUCAGAUAUACUCAUUGGUGAUUUCAUGUUGGCUGUGCAGUCCGCAGGAUUCCUGUAA